Messenger RNA from Ornithodoros turicata, 693 nucleotides. RefSeq lists its product as uncharacterized. NCBI's taxonomy places the organism in Eukaryota, Metazoa, Arthropoda, Arachnida, Ixodida, Argasidae. The record is from RefSeq and is a predicted model, not a curated record. The transcript has a single exon. The coding region runs from base 1 to 693 and encodes 230 amino acids.
AUGGCCAUGACCACGCCGACUGAUUCCGGCAACGGCGGUUUACACGGCGGCGGAGCACAACCGCAAGAUAUUGCAUCGGUCAGCAUCCGCCUGCCCGAGUUCUGGCCCGCCGACCCCCUGGUAUGGUUUGCUCAGGUGGAAGUACAGUUCGCCACCCAUCGCAUUACGUCUGAAGUGGCAAAGUUCAACUACGUCCUGUUGGCCUUACCGCCUCCGACCGCAAUAGAAGUCCGGGAUAUCAUCUUACAGCGCCCCAAAGAAAACCCCUAUGACAAACUCAAAAUGGCGCUCAUUAACCGAACGUCGGAGACGGAGCGACGACGCCUGCAGCAACUUCUUUCGGCGGAAUAUAUUGGUGACCGCAAGCCUACACAGCUCCUAAGGCGAAUGCAGCAGCUUCUGGAUGAUAAGGCUGGUUCGUUCGACGGAACAUUUCUCCGGGAACUCUUCCUCAAACGCCUACCCAGCAGUGUCCAGAUGAUCCUCGCCUCCGCCGAGGGUUCUUCGCUGGACGCUCUAGCGCGGAUGGCAGACAACAUCACUGACGUCGCUUCACCUACCAUUGCUGCAGUGGCUUCUCUUCCUGACCCAAUUUUAGCCAUUUCCAAGAACGUGGCGGAUCUACGCGCGGAUGUCGCACGACUCCAUCAGAUGCUGCAAGAUCUAACCACCCGCCGUGCGUGCCAGCGGUAG